Messenger RNA from Triplophysa dalaica, 1139 nucleotides. RefSeq lists its product as uncharacterized. The record is from RefSeq and is a predicted model, not a curated record. The transcript has 6 exons. Lineage: Eukaryota; Metazoa; Chordata; Actinopteri; Cypriniformes; Nemacheilidae. The coding region runs from base 21 to 1139 and encodes 372 amino acids. Gene Ontology annotation, cellular component: plasma membrane.
UUUAACAGCAUCUUUGCACAAUGUUGGAACGCUUGUCUCGGAGGAACCGUUCUUUCCUGUCUCUCUCGCUUACCUCGCUUGCCCUAGCGCUCUCCGUCUUGGCCUUCUGCACCUCUUACUGGUGCGUGGGAACGCAUAAAGUGGUCAAACCUCUUUGUCUGUCGCCGGUCAAAAUGAAGAACUGCGGACAGAACAACAGCCAGCCAUACACAACCGAGGUCCCAACCCUUGAUCCAAAAGAAGAUUCAAAUGUUACAAUGUCCCCCAAGCAAAAAGAAGAACUGGCCCGUAUAAGAGCCAAAAAUCUGGCAAAUGCUGUUCACUACAUCUGGGAGACGGGAGAGGACAAAUACAUGCUGCGUUAUUUCCACACUGGGUUUUGGCUUUCCUGUGAAAAGCACAAUGACGGAAAAGGUGAGAAAUGCCGGAGCUUCAUCGAGCUGACCCCUGGAGAAACACAAGGAGUUCUGUGGCUCUCUGUGAUAUCGGAGUUUGCGUACAUCAGCCUGCUGGCGACGGGCUUCUUAAUGAUGUGGGUGGAAUUGCUGCUUCUGUGUCUGAAUAAAGAGAUGUAUGCGCUCAAGAUCAACGCCUUUGCUGCCAUUUGUACCGUCCUAUCUGGCAUGAUGGGAAUGGUGGCGCAUAUGAUGUAUACAACCGUGUUCCAGAUGACUGUGAGCAUCGGGCCUAAAGACUGGAGGCCUCAGACAUGGGACUAUGGUUGGUCGUUUGCGAUGGCGUGGAUCUCCUUCAGCUGCUGCAUGGCAGCGGCUGUAUUCACCCUGAACUCUUACACCAAAACCCUGAUCGAGAUGAAGCACCGUGCCCGCAUCCGCCUGGAGGAGGCCCGCGCCGCAAGCCACGCCCCACCAUACGAUGAGGUCAUCACGGCGGGAGGCGGGAGCCUCUAUUCCAUCAGCCGAUUGGUUCAGCAGUGCCACAAGGGCACGCUCAUGGACACAAUGUGGCCCCUCAGAGAGCAAGUGCCUGACGGUCCUAUGCCAGCAACGAAUCCCCAUGGACUGGUACUGGUGGGGGGGUGUGGAACGGAGGGGUGUGAGGACUGUGAAAGAGAACUUGAUGACAUGGAAGACAUGUUGGAGACGGACGAGAGAGGAGGGGCGGAUGAAAUGUGCUAA